Molecule: messenger RNA, 2034 nt
Organism: Grosmannia clavigera kw1407
Lineage: Eukaryota; Fungi; Ascomycota; Sordariomycetes; Ophiostomatales; Ophiostomataceae
Product: alpha-l-rhamnosidase
Exons: 3
Coding region: 1-2034 (677 amino acids)
Biological process (GO): carbohydrate metabolic process
Source: RefSeq, a predicted model, not a curated record
AUGGUUCCCCACUGGAUGUCAUUUGUUACUGUCGCAUGUAUUGUUGUCACUGUCGCAUCGUCUUCGUCAAGCCAGCAGCAAUUCCUCGACUCCAGUCUCAACGAUUCGGCCUGGCAGAAGCAUGUAAGGUCCCCUUCCCGUAGAAGUAUAGCACCUGUCGGCAUUUUGUCUCAAUAUUCUGCCGGCAACGUGUCGAACGAGGAUGGGCUGGUUGGGGCUAGUGCUGGCCCAACUGUUCUCACCCGCCUAGGAGCCGAAGAGGACGUGCCCACCGUUGUUAUCGACUUUGGUCAGAAUGUUGCAGGGCUCUUGUCCAUCAGCUUUGCUGGAUCCCAAAGUACCGGUGAGGGCCUUCCUGGUCUUGUUCUGGCCUUCUCCGAGACAUUGCAAUACCUCACAGACCGGAGCGACUUUACCAGAUCCGACAACGCUGGUGGUAUUGCCGUCGAAUCAGAUCCGUAUACUUGGGUGAAUCAGCUAGGCUGUGAACAUGGCAACCAGGUGUGUGCAGACGGACUUCACGGCUUUCGCUAUGUGAAAAUCCGCAUGGGAGCCUUGCCUGAAGAUGCACCCUAUACCUCGACCUUUGGUUCCGUAUCUAUCUCCUCGAUUAGCCUUAUAUACUCUGGCUAUCUUGGCACGCCUGACACUUUUACUGGACACUUUGAAUGCUCCGAUGCCAACAUCACGCAAUGGUGGUACGACGCAGUCUACACAAAUGAUAUAUGUACAGACGUCUUCCUGGCCAACAAUACCGAACCUCGAGGUGCAGCAAGUCCUUCGCUGUUGGGAAAGCUUGUGCUGCACGACGGGGCAAAGAGAGAUCGUGAUCCCUACAUCGGUGACCUUGCGGUGUCGGCUCUAACGACAUAUCUCUCACACGAUGCACCGGAAGCCGCCAGAAAUGUCCUCGAAGACCUGGCGCUACAUCAACGUGACGAUGGCUGGAUCCCGCCUGCUAGCAUAGUCCUGGACGUCUUUUACGUCUCACACAUGAAUCCGGAAACAUCUCUAAUUGAACGUCCCGGUGGUGCGGGCGAUUACGCAUUUCUUCCCAGGACAGGGCCGGUCACAUACUACAAUGCCCUCUAUGUGCACGCUCUGAUACAGGCCGCCAUUCUCGCAGACACUCUCGAGUAUCUUGAUGACAGCUCACGAUGGCGAUCCCGUGCUGCUAUCAUUGGACCUUCCCUCAUCCAACGCAAUUUUGACAACGACGCGGGCGCUUUCUUUGAUGGCGGCUCGUGCUCCAGCAUGCCUAUCUGCCCGACCCAUGCUCAGGAUGGCAAUAGCCUCGCUAUCCUUUCUGGUGUUGUCCCCGUGGGACCCUUUUCCAAUAGUAGUAUGGCCGAGUCUAUACUGUCCUAUCUCAACCGAACAAUGGCAAGACCGUACGGAAACGCUUUUUACGACAACAAUCUUUUGGACCCUGGAAGUGACUAUGCGAACCGGGUAUACGCGUUUAUCUCUUAUUUUGAAGUUGCUGCUCGUUUUAAAGCAUCGCCAGAAACCGCCCAGAGCGCACUUGAAGAGCUGAGAAGACUUUAUGGCUGGAUGUCGACCCACGAUCCUACCGUGACUUUUUGGGAGGGUAUUGGAGCCGACGGUGCGCCCUACGAGGGUGGGUUUACAUCCAUGGCUCAUGGGUGGUCCACCGGUAUCGUACCGCUUCUGAUGAAUUUUGUUAUUGGCGUUUCCCCCACCGCCCCUGGCUUCCGGGAGUGGAAUUUGAGGCCCGUGUUAGACACGAUUGACCUCACAUGGGCUAGUGCUCUUGUGCCGACGCCAAGUGGAGGAAUCUGGGUUCAGUGGGAGAAACUUGCGGAUGGCUUUACGCUCUUGGUAGACUCUCCUGCAACUACAAAAUGCACUAUUUCAGUGCCUUUCGUGGCGGGAGCCUCUCAUACCGUCAGUGUUGAUGGCACCGUUGUUUACGACGAGGAAACGGAGCACUUUGUGAGUGGUACAGGCUACCACAAUGGGUACAUAACAAUGUCGCUUAGGGGCGGCAAACACAUUGUGUCUGUAAAGUGA